Messenger RNA from Symbiodinium natans, 2355 nucleotides. Lineage: Eukaryota; Dinophyceae; Suessiales; Symbiodiniaceae. The record is from the annotation of a GenBank genome assembly.
AUGGCGGAGCCUCGAGAACCAGAUUCCGAAGGCAACCACUAUGUGACGUGCAGCGAUGGCACGUCGAUCCGCUGCCGGCUACUCCUGGGUGGGCCGAGGGGAGAUGGCCACCUGGACCCGAAAGCCCGCACGGCCAUCUGUUUGCACGGCAUCGGCGAGGACUUGAGCUUUUGGGAGGAGGGCGUCUUCCGCACAGACGAGCUCCCGGAGACCUUCGCAGGCUUCGAAGCUCCAAUGGGAAUGCCACUCGCAGAUGCAACGGGGGGCGCGCAGGUGCCGUGUGACAAGGUACGGAGGGCAAAGUUUUCCCGAGCUCUCGCCAAGCGUGUGAACGUUCUGCUGGUUGAUCAGCGCGGCUUCGGGAAGUCCGACCGGCCAAGGACAUUGGCACCGCUCCAGGAUGAACAUAUUGUGCUCCUGACGACAUGGAAAGUGCGAGAUGUUCCCAGCUUCACCACCGCAGCCAAGGCGGAGCUGAGCUGCGCCCGCAAGGCUGGGGCUGCAGCGCACAGCGUCUCCCUAAGUGGUGGCAAAGCGCUGGUUCGCAGCGUGUUCCGCGACACAGCCGCUCUUGGGAUGUACAUGGCCACCUUGGGUGCCCUGGCGCCCGAGCAGCGCCUGGAGGGGUGCAGCACCGUCGAGUCCUGCACUGUUGUCGCGCCGCAAGGGAGGCUUACAGAACUAGUCUACAUCCAGAAUGCAGCGCUCGACAAGGCAGAGAAACUGCGGAAGUGCAGGGCAUCCUUCUUCAACGACCUCGCAGCCCCAGCGAAGGCCUUCGUUUGUCACCGGCUCCAUGGCGGUGGUGUGGCGGCCCUUGAAGAGUUUCUGCAAGAAGUGCGAGACAACGAUGGCACCUGUGCAUCCCUGACCAUUUCAGUGAGUCCUGAUGGCCAGGACGCGAUGGCUCUAGGUCACUUCACCGAUCUGGCCGGGGCGGUAACAUACCUGCGACACUUGCAGAGCUGGAUAGAGGGCAUGGAUCGUGGUAGCGGCUGGCAAGUUGCCUCGGUUCAAAUCCAUGCGCGGAGUUCGGUGCUGAAAGCACUUUCAUCAGAGACCUCGCUGCCCAAGAAGCUCCAGGUCUAUCAGAUGUAUCCCCUUUCUUUUGAAGACUCCAGCGCCACUGAUCGGACAGCAACCCUUGAGGAGUUUGUGUCAGACGUGGAGAGCGUUCGACGGUACACAGGCGCAGUCACAGCAACGAUUGUUGGUCAUUCAAUGGGAGCUGCCGUAGCUCUGCAGUAUGCCGUCAGCUAUCCUCACCGAGUGGAGCGCCUUUGCCUCUCAGCGGCUGCCCCUCGCGUUGGCCCAGCUGCCUAUGAAAACUGGAUGAGGAUUGCCAGUACCUACCAGGCCUGGACUCCGAAUGUUAUUCGCAGUACAGUGGCGGUCGUGAAUGUGGCGGACGAGGCCAUUCGGGCACUAGCUGCGCCCACACUUCUCAUUAAUGCAAAGGAUGACCAGCUCACGCCCUUGAUCGGGUCUGAGAUGAUCAAGGCCAACCUGCAGACAGCUCUUCUGCACGUGCCCGAGUUUGGAGGGCACAGCAACUUGGUAAAAAACGACACUUCGAUGGAGAGGCUAACGCAUUUCAUGAUUUCUGAUCUGGCCAUGAUGUUUGUCAUGGACGUUCUUCUGGAGGAGCAGCUGCUCAGCAAGUGGAACCUGCCAAACGACAAAGCCUUUGUACGUUACUAUAACUGCGGACGUGGCUUGGCCGAGAUCGAGCGCCUCCAGCGCAGGCAACGGCUGCUGAGAUGGUCAUCUGGAGACCACAAGCAAGAGAUGGCUGCGACUGAAGCUGACAUGGUGAAAGUUCUUCGAAACUUGAGCCUGCCUACUGAUGCAGACGAGACGCCCCGCGACCGCUUGAUGGCCGAGAUGAUGAGCAUGCUGAGUCGGAUGUCUGCCCCAGCCAGGCAGGCUGUCGACAACUCUGGUGUUUGGUGGAGGGAUGAUGGAGCUGCACUUGGGCUUCCCGACAAGCGAAAACACAGCGUCGAUGCAUGGGGCCGGCGGAGAGGUGGCAGUAAGCCGGGCAACUGCUGCAUCUACCGUUGGGACCUGUCCUGCAUGCCGGCGCUGUUGAAGCGUGGGGGGCUGGCAGCAGGGCAGGCGUCUGCGCUCGGCUCGGAUUAUUUCGCAUGCUGGUGGUGUGGGGGGCCUCCCGCGGCCCAUGAAGACCUGGGUCCUGCCAGCAAGGCAGAGUUGGCGGCACACUGGCAUCUCCAGGAGCCGAAGAAGGAGACAGCGGAGGAGGCCGAUGCAGAUGUGAAGUCAGACAGCGGCUACCCGCCACACCACGAUCGAAUGCACCAGGAAGCCCUGGCGCUUCAACCGCUCUCGGCCUGA